Mucor mucedo is the source of this 2493-nucleotide messenger RNA. RefSeq lists its product as uncharacterized. Lineage: Eukaryota; Fungi; Mucoromycota; Mucoromycetes; Mucorales; Mucoraceae. Gene Ontology annotation, molecular function: protein serine/threonine/tyrosine kinase activity; protein serine/threonine kinase activity; ATP binding. Bases 1 to 2493 code for a protein of 830 amino acids. The record is from RefSeq and is a predicted model, not a curated record. Gene Ontology annotation, biological process: peptidyl-threonine phosphorylation; peptidyl-serine phosphorylation. The transcript has 7 exons.
AUGAGGCAAUUAAAGGAAUUAGAGGAACAAGUAACCGAAACAGCUAAUUGGAACCAAAAGCGAAAGGAACUUGUAACAACUACUUCACGUCGUCCUAAUAUGAUAUCGGAAGAAUUCAUGUCACCUUCUUCCUCUACAUCAUCAUCAAUUAGAAAAAGCAGAGAAACAUCAAACAGUAGCGGUAAAAUUGAUUUGGGUGAUGCUACCCUAGAGGACCUUGAAGGUUUAAUUGCAGCUUCUGCAAAGAGAUUGGCUAGUUAUCGAUUGAGAAAUCAACCUACCGUAAAAAAGAGUGAAGAAAUGGAUAAAUGGAAGGAACUCAUCGACACAUCAUCGAAUAUGUUUGAAAAAGAUACCUUAUUAUCGGCAAAGGCCUCACCAGAACCAGCACCGCAGAAAUCUUUUUCGUUGGCUGAAUUAGCAAAUCAACGGUCCACUCGAAAGUUAUCCACCGCUCAUUUGGGACAUGAUAUUUCUUCUGGUGUCACUACAACAAGAUCUACCAUGUCAAAUGCUACACCAAAAAUUGAAUCACCUAGAAUCAGUUCAAGCACAACUCCACGUGCUUCUUCAUCUCACGCAACCAGGUCAAGAAAAUUAAGCACGUUGGCCUCGUUACAACAAAAACAAAGAAUGAAUCAUCAUAACAAUCAACUUCAACAGAAUCAAACAGAUAUAAGAACUGUAGAUGAUUACAUGAAUAGUAUCAAGAAACCCACCACAAAGAAUAAUAGUUUUGAAGAACCAGCUACAGUGAAACGUAAAGUUAAACUGAGUAUCACAACGAGCCCUACUGUCAUUAGUGGGAAAAAAGUCACCAACAUCAAACCUACAUUAAAUGCAUCUACCAUCACUACAUCUACUGUUGUUAGAAGAAAAAGGGGAAAGACUUUGCCUGGCAGUCUUGCUACGCAACCUUCUGUUGUACCACUAUCUCUACCUCCAAUGAAAGUAGAACCAUUAAAUAUACCAACAACAAAGAACCGCACUGUUGUAUCCAAAACACCUACUCGAAUUCCUUUACCUGCAACCUUACAAACCACUUCAUCUACCACAAAGGGAAGAAGACCCGUUCAAAAAAAUAAUCCAACUGAAAGUAGUUCUGAUGAUGACCCCAAGAUUAUUAUCACCUCUACCAACUCUUCACGCUUAAAGCAACAACUACGUAAACCAAAAUCAAGUUCAACGGUGAUAUCCACUUCUAAGCUUGUAUCAGCCAGAACGAAUAAGAGUUCCGAAGACUUAACCACCCCACGCAACAAGAUAAGCAAUUCUACUACUACCAGUACCAGACCCGCUGCGGGUGGUUUAGCUACUUCAGUCUCUACCAAAACAAUGACAAGCUCAAGUUCCAAACGUAAAGUAUCUACUUUACAAGAACGUUUGCAGGGUUUAGUGGAUGAAAGUAAAACAUGGACAACUCAUAUGGAAAAGAGUAAAGUAGAAGGGCAAACAUCUGAAAUUAUUCUUCGUGGUAGAGGCACAAGUAGUACAACCACGAAUUCGACCGAGGAUCCAAGCAAGAAAGUAUCAGAUCAUCCCAAGGUCAUGAUGCGUGUAGCCAUGUCUCCAGAAGCAGCACAAAAAUUAUAUCAAUUUAACCUAACCUCUUACGAAAAGAUGGAGAUGCUUAAAUACGACAGUAUUUAUUUUGUUGGUCAUCAUGCAAAGAAGAGACCUGCUACCCCUUCUAACGCCACUUGCAAUUUUGGUUAUGAUGAUGAAAAGGGCGAUUAUCUUGUCCAAUUAAGGGAUCAUUUGGAUUACCGCUAUGAAGUUUUGGAAACCAUGGGCAAAGGUUCUUUUGGCCAAGUGCUUAAAUGUUUUGAUCAUCGUUCUGGUCAAACUGUAGCCGUCAAAAUUAUCCGUAAUAAAAAGAGAUUUCAUGCCCAAGCCUUAGUAGAAGUCAAGAUUCUGCAAGACUUAAUCGAUUGGGAUCCCGAAGAUAAACAUAAUAAUGUUAGAAUGACUGGUCAUUUCAUGUUUCGUAAUCAUCUCUGUAUCGCUUUUGAAUGUCUUAGUAUCAAUUUAUACGAAUUUAUCAAGAGCAAUGGUUUUCAAGGCUUUAGUAUGGGUUUAAUCAGACGGUUUGCUAUGCAACUGUUAAAUUCACUGGUAUUGUUACAACAGCACAAAUUAAUUCAUUGUGAUCUAAAGCCAGAGGAUUUAAUAGUGUACACUUAUAUUCAAAGCCGAUUCUAUCGUUCGCCUGAAGUCAUUAUGGGAAUGACAUACAGUAUGGCUAUUGAUAUGUGGAGUGUUGGUUAUUCUCAAGGAAAUCCACGUAUACAACCCAACUCAAAGGGUAGAAAGCGAAGACCAGGUACAAAAACUUUGGAACACGCUCUGAAGACUUCGGAUGAAAACUUCUUGAACUUUAUCUCUCAGUGUUUGCAUUGGGAUCCUGAACAGCGUUUAAAACCUGACGACGCAUUAAAACAUCCUUGGAUGUUGAGAUCUUCAAAAAAAUAUAAUUCAACUACACCAAGAUAG